AUGCCUGUGGCUACACAGGUCUCAAAUCAGUGGCCGGGCAAAGAGCAGGUCGUCAACGAUGCCCCCAAAGUGAUCAAAGAAUUGCACUUUGGAGUUUUAUCCGACCAAGACAUCAUUAAUCAAUCUCAAGUCGAACUUGCAGACCGCCGACUCUUCGAUCUCGACAAAGGUCGCACUUACGCCGAAUAUGGACCUUUAGAUAGGCGCAUGGGCGUCUCCGGAAAGCGAGAUACCUGUGCGACCUGCGGUGAACAAUUACAGACCUGCAAUGGCCAUUUCGGUCACGACUGUUCCUGCAUCCUCCUUUCUGAAACCGAUCGACGGAAGUUCAUAGGCGCCCUACGAAGAGCGCAGCAUGACAGUCUCAGACAGGCUGCGAUCGUACGAAGAGUUGCGGACCAAUGUCGGAAGACAAAAACAUGUUUUGAAUGUGGUGCAAUCAAUGGUCUUGUCAGGAAAGCUGGAACAUAUUCCUUGAAAAUUUCUCAUGAUCGCUUCAAGUCCUACAAUUCUUCCACAGCUCUAAAGAAGGUUCCUCCGCCUGAGAAGGUCGAGUUUGACAGCUCGUUCAACCAUGCGAAGCAGUCGAAUUCAGAGCUUGACAAGCACCUCAAGAAAGCUAUGGACGAUCUAAACCCUCUACGAACCCUCAAGUUGUUUAGACGUAUACGGCAAGCUGACCGAGAACUGCUGGGACUUCGCUCCGCCAAACCCGAGUCAUUCCUCUGGCUGUACAUUCCAGCGCCACCGGUGUGUAUCCGGCCGUCGGUGGGACAAGAAGGUGCCAGCACUGAGGAUGACAUUACUGCGAAGUUGGGUGACAUCGUCGCAGCUAACACCGCCCUGAGAGAAGCCAUCGAGAAAGGCGCUCCCGUUCAGUCUGUCAUUGAACACUGGGAUUAUCUCUCCCUUCAACUGGCCAUGUACAUUAAUAGUGACGUGCCAGGCCUUGCAAAAGGGGAGUUUGGAAAACAGAUCAGAGGCUUUGUUCAGCGCCUCAAAGGCAAACAGGGCCGCUUUCGAGGUAACCUAUCCGGGAAGCGGGUUGACUUCUCUGGUCGCACAGUCAUCUCUCCUGAUCCCAACCUAAGUAUCGACGAAGUCGCCGUACCUAUUCUGGUCGCCAAGAACAUGACAUAUCCCGAAGUUGUCAAUGAUAUCAACAUAGAAAAGCUGCGAAAGAGAAUCCGCAACGGCCCCAAUGUCUGGCCCGGGGCGAAUUAUGUUUGGAAAAAAGACGGAGACUUCCGCAUCUUCUUGAAGUAUGGCAAACCAUACGUUGUUGCGAAAGAACUCAAACAAGGCGACGUUGUUGAGCGCCACCUUGAAGAUGGAGACAUUGUCUUGUUCAAUCGUCAGCCAUCUUUGCACAAACUCAGUAUUCUCAGUCAUUUCGUCAAAGUUCGACCUCAUCGUACCUUCCGACUCAACGAAUGUGUCUGCAACCCCUACAACGCCGACUUUGACGGAGACGAGAUGAACUUGCAUGUGCCUCAGACAGAGGAAGCGCGUACCGAAGCCACUCUUUUGAUGGGCGUCAAGCACAAUAUUGUCACGCCAAAGAACGGCGAGCCCAUCAUCUCGGCCAUCCAGGAUUUCAUUACUGCUUCUUUCCUUCUCAGCUCUCUCGAUCAAUUCUUCGAUAGGAAGACAUUCGUUACCAUUUGUAUGGGAAUGCUGGAACCUGACACAAAGUUCGAGCUACCUCCACCAGCUGUCAUAAAGCCAGAAACUCUUUGGACAGGUAAACAAGUCUUCAGCGUUCUAAUGAGACCGAACAAACAGUCACCAGUGACAGUCAAUCUUGAUGCUCCCUGUCGAGAUCAUAAUCAGUACCAUCCAGGCCUGCAUCGGGAUCUCCAGGAUGAUAGUUUUCUGGUUAUACGCAACUCCGAGGUCCUAUGCGGGAGAAUGGACAAGGCUACAGUUGGCUCGGGAAAGAAGAAUUCGGUCUUUUACAUCCUCUACCGUGACUUCGGUCCAGAUGCAGCUGCACAAGGAAUGAACCGACUGUCCAAACUCUGUGCAAGAUGGCUGGGCAAUCAAGGAUUCACCGUCGGCAUUAGUGAUGUGACUCCGCCUUCCUUACUGGUAAAAGAGAAGGCCGACAUGAUCGCAAAGGUUUUCGAAGAAUGCAAAGAAUUCGUCAAGACCUCCAAAGCCGGGAAGCUGAAGAGGAAGCCUGGUCUCGACGACGCUGGCUCACUUGAAGCCGAACAAAUCAGAGUACUGAGUACCGUUCGUACGAACAUUGCUGGGCGCUUGACAUCUCAACUCAGCAAGAGAAACACUCCCAUGGUCAUGGCUAUUUCCGGGUCCAAGGGUUCGAAUAUCAACGUCACACAGAUGGCCGCGCUUCUAGGACAGCAGGAUAUUGAAGGCAAACGUGUGGCCGAUGGCUUCCAAGACCGCACUCUGCCUCACUUUGCCAAACAUGAGCGAUCGCCACCAUCGAAAGGAUUCGUAUCCAAUAGCUUCUUCAGUGGGCUACUCCCAUACGAGUUUUUGUUCCACGCAGUCGGUGGAAGAGUCGGUUUGGUCGACACAGCUGUCAAGACUGCAGAGACUGGUUACAUGUCGCGUCGGCUGAUGAAGUCCCUCGAGGAUCUCUCUACACAAUAUGACCGCACGGUACGGAACUCGGCAUCCAAUAUUGUUCAAUUCCGCUUUGGUGACGAUGAAUUGGAUCCGGUCGACAUGGAGGCCAGUGCAAAGCCGGUCGAUUUUGAACGUACAUUUGCUCACGUUGAAGCCACUACCUUCGACAUGAACGACCCUGGUCUUAGUGAUACCGAAAUAUUCACCACCAUGGAAGAAAUUCUUGCGCCAAACCGUGGUCUUCUCACCCGUGUUGAUUUGAACGGGAAUGAGCUCCCAUAUGACAACGACGAUGACAGAUUUGUCGAUCAGCACGAAAGCCAUCGUGCAUUCUUGCAAUCCAUCCACGAUUUCGUCAUGGCUAAGGUCCGGUCGGUCGAGGAUGCGAAAGUACAAAAGAAAUCAUUUGCUCUUCCACCAGCAGUAGCCUCUAAUUCGAGCAAACGUAAGGUUGACGCUGAUGACGACGAUGGUGAAAAUGAAUCUGUAUCGAGUCCAGCUCGACGCUCCAGUCGCAAGGCAGCCUCAGUUGCGCCACUUUCACCAAAGGCCGUCAAGAAGCAAAAGAAAUCCGAGUCGAAUGACCAAUCCGUCGUCCGUGUCCAGGCGGCCCCGUCCACGAAGGAUCGCUUCGAUAUGACGUCCAAGGUCUCUGAGAAGACUCUGAAAGCAUUCAUCAAUCUCUGCCUAGAGAAAUACGAACGUGCUCGUGUUGAGCCAGGCCAUGCCGUGGGCGCUGUUGGCGCACAGUCAAUUGGUGAGCCAGGUACACAGAUGACACUGAAGACUUUCCACUUUGCUGGUGUCGCAGGUAUGUCGCUCACGGCCGGUGUGCCUCGAAUCAAGGAGAUCAUCAACGCAUCCAAAGAAAUCAGUACGCCUGUCAUCACGUGUCGUCUGGAACGUCGUCGAGAUUUGUCUAUCCCAGAAUCACUCGGGCGUAUUGUGAAAGGCCGUAUUGAGUGUCUCUACCUCGAAGAUGUCGCAAAGAGUAUUGAAAUUACACUACCGAUGAUGCGUUCCAUCAGCAUUCUCCUCAAGAUCAGCCUUGACACGAUCACCGAGCUUGGCCUUGAUCUGACGGUGCAGGACAUUUGCCUUGCGAUCCAGCGCCACCGACAGCUCAAGGCGGCCAAGUUGCGGAUUCGGAUCAAAUCUGCAAGCGAAGUCGUUCUCGAGACUGAAAGUGCCAUCAAGUCGGCCAAGCGCGGUAAUGCCGCCAAGAUCGACGAAGAAGGCCAAAACGAGAAACUCCUCCGACUACGAGCCCUCCGCAGAAUCUUGCCCAGCGUGCACGUUCUCGGCCACCCGCUGGCAACGAGAGCAGUGGUGAUGGCCGAAGAUGAUCCUCGGAGCGACGAGAUCAAGGCACUACGUGCUCAGACAGCCCGCAUCAAGGCUGAAGCCGAACAAAGCCGGUCGGCGCACCUCGAGGUCAAAGACGAGGAAGGGUCGAAUUCCACGUCGUCGCCUGAAUCGAGAGUCAAGACUGAAGAACCAGUCGCCACACCGAGCGCUACCCAGGCGCCCGCCAAAGACGACGGAAAGCCUGUUCAAAUGCAUAAAGUCAUGGUGGAAGGUUAUGGAUUGCGCUACUGCAUGAACACCGAGGGUGUCGACGCGUAUCACACGCAGACGAACAGUGUUGUCGAGACUCUGCAGGUCCUUGGGAUCGAGGCUGCUCGUGCAAAAAUCAUCCUGGAGAUCCAGGAGGUCAUGAAGUCUCUGUCUAUUGACCCUAGACACAUGGCCCUGCUCGCUGACGUGAUGACUUACAAGGGCGAGGUCCUGGGCAUCACGCGAUUCGGCCUGGCCAAGAUGCGCGACAGCGUGCUACAACUGGCUAGUUUCGAAAAGACGGCGGAUCACGUCUUUGACGCGGGCAUUGCAGGAAAGAUCGACAAGAUCGAGGGCGUGAGCGAGAGCGUCAUUGUCGGCAAGACGAUGAACGUCGGUACUGGAAGUGUCGAGGUCGUAAGGUACCUCAAUGUCGAUCUGGAAGGAAAAGUCAAAGGCAAGAAGCCUGCCGUUUUUGAAGACGCGUGGAACAAGGCGCUCAAGGUCGAGAAGAAGAAAUCGGCCAACUAG
Messenger RNA from Exophiala spinifera, 4686 nucleotides. RefSeq lists its product as uncharacterized. Gene Ontology annotation, molecular function: DNA-directed RNA polymerase activity; DNA binding. Gene Ontology annotation, biological process: DNA-templated transcription. NCBI's taxonomy places the organism in Eukaryota, Fungi, Ascomycota, Eurotiomycetes, Chaetothyriales, Herpotrichiellaceae. The coding region runs from base 1 to 4686 and encodes 1561 amino acids. The record is from RefSeq and is a predicted model, not a curated record. The transcript is spliced from 3 exons.